Molecule: messenger RNA, 1044 nt
Organism: Nerophis lumbriciformis (worm pipefish)
Lineage: Eukaryota; Metazoa; Chordata; Actinopteri; Syngnathiformes; Syngnathidae
Source: RefSeq, a predicted model, not a curated record
AUGGCGCUCUCUAUUGCCAUUCUGGAUUGUGACUUGCUGUUACAUGGUCGUGGUCACAAGACACUGGACCGAUUUGACGUGGGCUCGGUAUCAGAUGACUUCCUCCUUACACAGUUUGGCUUCCCCAGAGAGUUCAUCUUGUACUUGGUGGAAUUACUCAGAGAGUCACUCUGUAGACGCACACAGAGGUCUAGAGCCAUCAGUCCCGAGGUCCAGGUUCUGGCCGCGUUGGGCUUCUACACAUCAGGCUCUUACCAAACAUCAAUGGGAGACACUAUUGGAAUCAGCCAAGCAUCCAUGUCCAGAUGUGUGUCCAAUGUAACCAAAGCUUUGGUUGAGAAAGCUCCCCAGUUUAUCACAUUGAAUAGAAACACAGUAAUUCGAGAGCAGACCUUCCAGGAAUUUCAGAGGGUGGCGGGAUUGACGGGGGUUCUCGGAGUGUUGGAUCGUGUUCAGGUCGCCAUUAAGGCUCCAAACAGCGAAGACUCGUCAUACGUGAACAAGAAGGGAUUUCACUCCAUUGGCUGUCAGCUUGUUUGUGAUGCUAGAGGCUUGUUACUCAGCGCAGAAACCCACUGGCCCGGUGGGCUUAAAGCUGUAGAUGUACUGGAAAGAUCUGCCCUUUACAAAGAACUGCAGGAAACUGAGGAGGGCUAUUUGCUGGGUGACAGCAGUUAUCCUUUAAAGAAAUGGUUGAUGACCCCGGUGGAAUGCCCCGAAUCUCAUGCAGAGUUUGGAUACAAUCUUGCUCAUACGGCUACACAUGAGAUUGUGGAGGAUAGAACAUUUCGGGCCAUCCAAACUAGAUUUAGAUGUUUAGAUGGCACCAAAGGAUAUUUGCAGUACUCACCAGAAAGGAGUUCAUCCAUCGUGCUGGCUUGUUGUGUUCUCCACAACGCCUCUCUGCAGUCAGGAUUAGACGCCUGGACUCUGGAAAGGACAGACCCCCUAGAGCAGCCCGAAACUUUAGAGCAGAGACCUGAAGACCGUGACAGUCAAGCUGAAGAGGUGCGCAAACAACUCAUUCUUAAACACUUCAGCUAA